Molecule: messenger RNA, 1975 nt
Organism: Bipolaris maydis ATCC 48331
Lineage: Eukaryota; Fungi; Ascomycota; Dothideomycetes; Pleosporales; Pleosporaceae
Product: cytochrome P450
Molecular function (GO): heme binding; oxidoreductase activity, acting on paired donors, with incorporation or reduction of molecular oxygen; iron ion binding
Source: RefSeq, a predicted model, not a curated record
AUACAAACGCGGAUCCAGAAGAUAUCAAUAUAAUUAAUGUAAAGAUUUCCACCAGUAAAUACCUAGUAGUUACUCCAAAGUGGCUAGGCUGUAACCCAAUUUCAAGGAACCUCGCUUGCACGCUAACUUUUAGCACAGAAGCUAAGAAUAAAAGUUAUUCAAGCCUUUACCCUACCGCUUGACCUCACCUCUACAUACUGUCAGGUUUCAAGUAUGGAACAAAGUACACAUAUCGACGACCUGAUUCAACUAGAAAGAAAAAUUUCUGUACAAAAUCUUGCUGCUACAAAUUUAGGAGGUUCCAACAACUUCUUAAACGUCAUGCGUUUGACUUCAGCGCUGAAAAGUACUAUAAUCUACGCAACACUUAUUUUUGUCUUGUAUUAUGGAAUUCUCGCUAUAUACAACAUCUACUUUCACCCGCUUCGAAAAUUUCCAGGUCCCAAAUUGAGAGCUGCGUCGGACUGGCCGUACGUUGUUUCCCUACUGCGAGGCACCUCACCGCAGGACAUGCUGGAAAUGCACAAAAAAUAUGGACGAGUAGUGCGCGUAGCGCCCAAUGAACUUACCUUUGUUAGCCCUGCAGCCUGGACAGAAAUUUAUGGGCAGAAAAGACGUGGUCAGGAAGAGCUCGUUAAAGACAAGAAAUAUUAUUCAGGAAUGGGCGAGCCGACACUACUUCAUUCAAAUCAAGAACAGCAUGCCCAUCUCCGAAAACUGCUAGCACAUGGCUUCUCUAAUUCUUCUUUACAAAAGCAGGAGGCUGUAAUCCAAAAGUAUCUCGAUGUCUUGAUGAACACCCUCAAACACCAGUGUCAAGAUGGGCAGGUUGCUUUGGACCUCAAAGACUGGGUCAAUUUUUUUGUGUUCGAUGUAAUUGCAUAUUUGACAUAUGGACAGUCUUUUAAUUGCCUGGAGACGCGCAACGUGCAUUCGUGGAUCGAACUUGUCCCUAAGCUUGCCAAAUUUAUGGCUCUUAUGCAAGCAGCACAGCGGCUACCAAUCUUCAUCAAACCUCUGUUCUUGCUUUACGGUAUCAGUACAAAUCUGCGGUCGAAUGUGAAAACCAUUCAAGCAAUUAGCAAGGAAAAGGUCGAUUACCGCCUAAACUCACGACCAAUGGUCCCUGAUUUUAUGGAAAAGCUAAUUGAAGAGUAUAAAGAUGGCAGAAUGACCAUGUACCAACUCGACUCUAACGCUUCUUUCCUCAUGGCAGCAGGAAGUGAAACACUAGCGACAGUUCUCACACAUGCGGUCUUCCGGCUUCUAACAAACCCAGGGACUCUGGAGAAGCUUACGACAGAAAUCCGCACUAAAUUCACAUGUGCAGCAGAUAUAACUAUGUCUAGCGUCAAUGAGUGCAAAUACCUACUAGGCUGUAUCGAAGAGACUAUGAGGAUUCAAGCGCCUUCUCCCGCCACACAUCCUCGAUACACAAAUGAUACUGGCGCAGUAAUCGAUGGGUUUCAGGUACCAGGGAAUGUAGCAGUCGGAAUCCCUAUUUACGCGGCGUGCAGAAGUGCCCUCAACUUCUACGAUGCGGAGAGCUUUAUUCCCGAGAGAUGGACGGGAGAAGAUCCGCUCUAUAAUCACGAUCUCAGGGAAGCCGCGCGAGUAUUUUCACUUGGACCCCGGGAUUGUCUCGGGCGGAACUUGGCAUAUGCUGAGCUGAAAUUGGUGAUUGCGCGAUUGGUGUGGCAUUUCGACUUUGAAGUAUGCUUCGAGGCGAACUGGUCAGACCAAAAGGUCUAUAUGGUCUGGGAGAAGCCUCCUUUCAUGGUAAAGAUGGCGCCGGUGCAGGCUAGCUGGGCAACCUGAUUCCAUGAUAAUUGAUAGAGAUUAUUCCCCAGCGAUUUGUGAAUUCCUCCUUGCUUGCAGAAGCUGAGAAUCUUGAUUAGUUAGUAAGAAAUCGCAGCGAUGACGGGACGAUCUUGGGGUCAACAUUCGCUGGGAGUAUAUAAGCUGUUCACUAAAU